UCUCUCUCUUCUCUCUCUAUCUACACUGACAGCUCUCUCUCUCUCUCAACAAAGAAAACCAGAUACAUAGUCCCCCACACUCUAUUUUACAAGUAAUUCUCUCUCUUCUGAUAGUUGAGAGAAGAAAACCAGGCAUCUUAAUCUAAUAGAAAGUGCAAAUUCUUAGCUUAAAUGUGAAGCUUCCUUAAGAUGCAUUUCAGUGAUAAGCCAUUCAACUUCACAGAAGUAACAAAGAUUCCUCUUCUUUUCCACUGUGUUUCCAAUAAAUUAGCUCUCAUUCAAGUGUUUAGACCUCAUCCUCCUUGUCUUCUUUCAAGACCAAAGCCACAACAAGUUCCAGAAAUUGACAUUCUCCACCUUUGUGUUCUCCAUAAAUUCAUACCUUUUCAAGUGUUCAGGCUUCACCCUUCAAAGUUUGUCUUGAUAGAGAAAUAAUGAUGCCCAUUUCUGCACUUCUCACUGUUCUCUCUCUUGGGUUCUUCUCUCUCUUCUUCUUUGUGUCUUCUUACUGAGGCCUUUUCUAUAAAUUGUUGCCUUUUCAAGUUCCUAGGCUUCCGUCUUAGGCAAAAAUCUCAGAACCUAAGUUGUAUACUCUGUUUUGAGAUAGAAAAAUGGCAUCAAUUCUACUCUUUUCACUACUCUCUCUCUUGGGUUCUUCUCUCUUUUCUUCGCCUUCCUCUUCUCUCUCUACUGAUGCUAUGAUCUUAACUUCUCUCAAGAAAAACUUCUUGUAUACUGACCAGGCAUUGAACAGUUGGGAUUUGUCGAAUGGAGAUUCAAUCUGUUCGUGGGCUGGAGUAGGCUGCGAAAGAGGCAGAAUGGUCUCCCUAGACAUCUCAAAUUUGAACCUCUCAGGUUCUGUUUCACCUGAAGUCUCACAAUUAGACCACCUGGUUAACCUCUCAGUCUCCGGAAACUUGUUUUCUGGUGAAUUUCCGGCCAAAAUAUCCUCGCUUUCGAGCCUUCGAUAUCUAAACAUCUCCAACAAUUUGUUCAAUGGAAGCUUGGAUUGGGACUUCUCAGGCCUAAAGAAACUCGAAGUCAUCGAUGUCUAUAAUAACAACUUCAAAGGUAAGCUCCCUUUGGGUCUUUCAUGGCUGAAGAAUUUGAAGUAUCUAGACCUUGGUGGCAACUAUUUCUAUGGGACCAUACCUCCAAGCUAUGGUAAUUUCUCAGAGCUUGAGUUUCUCUCUCUUGCUGGGAAUGAUCUAACUGGUAAAAUACCAGGUGAGUUAGGCAAUCUCAGCAAUUUGAGAGAGCUUUGCAUGGGUUAUUACAAUGAUUUUCAAGGUGGAAUUCCAUAUGAGUUUGGCAAUUUGCUCAAUCUCAAUCACUUAGAUCUCUCUAGUUGUGGUCUAGAAGGCCCAAUCCCUGAAAGUUUGGGCUCUCUCAAGCUUUUAGACACUCUGUUUUUGCAGACUAAUUCUCUCUCGAGUGCAAUCCCGAGACAGUUAGGAAACUUAACUGCCUUGAUAAAUCUAGACCUCUCUAACAAUGCAUUAACAGGAGAGAUCCCACAAGAGUUCUCAAACCUCAAAGGCCUCGCUCUUCUGAACCUUUUCAUGAAUAAAUUACAUGGAUCGAUCCCUGAUUUCAUCGCAGAAUUACCUAAUUUGGAAACCCUAGGGUUAUGGAUGAACAAUUUCACAGGAACCAUCCCCAAAAAACUUGGCCAAAACGGGAAGCUCGAGUCCCUUGAUUUAUCGACAAAUAGGCUUACUGGUCUGAUACCUUCCGGUCUUUGCACUGGUAUGAAGCUUAGAAUACUGAUACUGUUGAAUAAUUUUCUUUUUGGUCCAAUUCCUGAGAGCUUGGGCUCUUGCUUGAGCCUUUCUAGAGUGAGAAUGGGUCAAAACUACUUAAAUGGUAGCAUUCCUGAUGGCUUCUUAUACUUGCCCGAGCUCACUCUAAUGGAGUUGCAGAACAAUUAUCUCACUGGAAAUUUCUCGGAGAACGGUGACUCAAAUAGGAAGCCGGAAAAGUUGGGUCAGUUGAAUCUCUCUAACAAUUGCAUUUCCGGGUGCCCUCCUGUUUCUCUCUCCAACUUCUCAGCUCUCCAAAUCCUUUUGUUGGGCGAUAAUCGAUUCUCCUGUGACAUUCCAUCAGAGAUCGGAGAGCUAAAACACAUUUUGAAGCUUGAUCUCAGCAAAAAUCAGAUUUCAGGUGAAAUUCCAAUAGAAAUAGGAAAUUGCUUUUCAUUAACUUACCUUGAUUUGAGCCAAAACCAGCUUAGUGGCCAGAUUCCAGCCGAAAUUUCAGGAAUUCGAAUACUGAAUUACCUAAAUUUAUCGAGAAACCAUCUUAGCCUGAACAUACCAAGGUCAAUUGGCUCCAUGAAAAGCUUAACAGUGGCUGAUUUCUCCUUCAAUAAUUUCUCAGGAAGGUUGCCUGAAUCCGGGCAAUUCGCUUACUUCAAUGCCACUUCUUUCGCUGGAAACCCACUUUUAUGUGGUUCUUUACUGAACCCAUGUGAAUUUCCCUCGAUUUCUCAGGAUUCGAGCAAGGAUUUCAAGAUGGUUUUCAUAUUGGGUCUCUUGGUUUGCUCCCUGGUCUUUGGAAUUGCAGGGAUUUUGAAAGCUCGAUCUCUUCGAAGGUCUAAUUCUCUCUCAUGGAAACUCACUGCAUUUCAAAAGAUUGAUUAUAGCACAGAGAAUAUAUUGGAGUGCUUAAAAGACUGCAAUGUUAUUGGAAGGGGAGGAGCUGGUAUAGUCUAUCAUGGAGUUAUGCCUAGUGGCGAAGAAAUUGCGGUGAAAAGAUUGUUGGGUUUCGGAAAUCACCAUGACCAUGGAUUCACAGCUGAAAUACAGACAUUGGGCCAGAUCAAACACAGGAAUAUAGUGAGGCUAUUGGCCUUCUGCUCAAAUUCAGAGAGCAAUUUGCUGGUUUAUGAGUAUAUGAAGAAUGGGAGCUUGGGUGAGUUCCUCCAUGGAAAGAGGGGGAGCUUUUUGAAAUGGGAAUUGAGGUAUAAAAUAGCAGGGGAAGCAGCAAAGGGACUGUGUUAUCUUCACCAUGACUGUUCUCCAUUGAUAGUGCACAGAGAUGUGAAGUCAAAUAAUAUUUUGUUGGAUGGGGAGUAUGAGGCCCAUGUUGCAGAUUUUGGGCUGGCCAAGUUCUUGCAGGAUACUGGAGGAUCAGAGUGCAUGUCGGUCAUUGCUGGAUCUUAUGGGUACAUUGCACCAGAGUAUGCCUACACUUUGAAGGUGGACGAGAAAAGCGACGUGUACAGCUUCGGUGUCGUGCUCCUAGAACUCAUCACCGGCCAUCGGCCAGUCGGGGACUUUGGAGACGGUGUCGAUAUUGUCCAAUGGGCCAAAAGGACGACAGGAGGCGACCGGAGGAAAGUAACCCUAAUCCUAGACUCAAGACUAAACCAAGUUCCCUUAGAAGAAUCCAUGCACCUCUUCUUCAUAGCAAUGCUGUGUGUCCAAGAAAAUAGCAUAGAGAGACCCACCAUGAGAGAAGUGGUCCAAAUGCUCUCAGAGUUCCCAAACCCUAAACCACCUUCUCAGACCUCCCCCUCCGAUCUCGGAGAGAUCAAAAACCAUAUUAUUUUGUACACCCACUUGCAACCAAUAACUCGAAUUCUUCAACAAACCUCUUCUUCAAAGACUGGAGAGCCAAAGAACCAAGACCCUGGAAAGAUUCAACUUCAACCUCCUCCAAAUCUCUUAAUUUGAAGAAUCACAUGCAUUUCCCCUAAGUUGGGGGAUGUUCAAGAUUGCCGUUUGAUCAUGAAAAUUCCCGAGCUUAACAUCGUAAUCUGAUUGAUUCAUAAUUCGGUUUCGAGAUUCCUUGGGAGUAAGGUCCUUUCCAUGGAUCUACCAUGAAAAAAAUCGAUUUGAAGGUUAAUUUCAUCAUAUCAUGGACUAAGUUAGGAUUAGAGCUGUUUUUAGGCAUGAUCCCACCAAAAUUUGUUGCUAAGGGUACUUUUGUCAUUUGUGUCGGUGAUAGUGGUGUGAUAAUGAGAGAGACAGAGAGGUGGGGUGAACUCAGUUUGAGUUUAGAACAUGGGAAACACUCACCCAAGGAAGUGGUGUGUGUUAUUUUGUACCAUAUUGUCCUUUGAUUUUCCAUUAAAUUUGUAGAGUAUUUUCUUAGUGUACACUUAUAUAAAACAUUCAUAUUAGCAAAAUGAAGUGUGGAAAUGGGUGA
Messenger RNA from Amborella trichopoda, 4152 nucleotides. RefSeq lists its product as uncharacterized. The record is from RefSeq and is a predicted model, not a curated record. NCBI's taxonomy places the organism in Eukaryota, Viridiplantae, Streptophyta, Magnoliopsida, Amborellales, Amborellaceae. Gene Ontology annotation, biological process: protein phosphorylation. Gene Ontology annotation, molecular function: protein kinase activity; receptor serine/threonine kinase binding; ATP binding.